Messenger RNA from Saccostrea cuccullata (small rock oyster), 1637 nucleotides. RefSeq names its product protein SpAN-like. The transcript is spliced from 11 exons. The record is from RefSeq and is a predicted model, not a curated record. Lineage: Eukaryota; Metazoa; Mollusca; Bivalvia; Ostreida; Ostreidae. Gene Ontology annotation, molecular function: metalloendopeptidase activity; zinc ion binding. Gene Ontology annotation, biological process: molting cycle, collagen and cuticulin-based cuticle; proteolysis. The coding region runs from base 28 to 1455 and encodes 475 amino acids.
CAUCAGUUUAUAGACACAACAACAACAAUGUCCGUGAUAAUUUUUGUAGGCCUUCUUAUUAGCGUGGUGCACGUGCUGGGAAGUCCGAUUUCCAUUCCUAACAAAGGGGAUAACUGGGUAUCAGUACACAAAGAACUGGAAGAUGUUGAACGCGUUUUACGAAAACUUGGUACCAGGACAGAUUCGGAGGAAUUAAUUUCAAAUGCUUCUAUGAAUAAUUAUCUGGAUCGAAAUAAACAAAGAGUGCGUAAAAUUAAAACCAAAAAUGUCCACAAGCCCGCAGAACAAGAAGGAUUGGAGUUCGAAUCUGACAUGUCGCUCUCACCCGAAGAGCAAGAAGACCUACAAGAAAUGGAAUCUAGAGGGCGUGUCCGUAGAAAGGCUGUAGCCAAUGAAAUGAAACUUUGGCCCAGUGGGAUUGUUUAUUAUCAGUUGUCAAGUGGGCUUGAUCAGGAAGCCAUAACGAAUAUCAAGGCCGCCAUGACGCUGUGGGAGCAAAGCACGUGUCUGAGAUUUAGGGAGUACAACCAGAGAUCGGGGUCCUCCGACAGGGUCAUAUUUGUGCCUGCACAGGGAUGCCAGUCUCCCGUCGGUCGACGAGGUGGUCCUCAAGAAAUAAUGGUUGGAGGAUACUGCAAACAAUCGAUUGGAUCUAUAUCGCAUGAAAUAGCGCACAGCAUUGGAUUUUACCACGAACACUCCCGACCAGAUAGAGACGAUCACGUGACUAUUUACACCAAUAAUAUCAAGCAGGGGUUCGAGAUGGACUUCAAGAAAAUUGGUGUUCGAAGUAUAGAAGACAUUGAACCUUAUGAUGUCUCCUCUGUUAUGCAUUAUGGUCCAACGUAUAUGAGUAAAGAUGGGCAGUCAAAAACAAUCGUACCACGCAUGAAGAACCUUCUUAACACGAUGGGUCAAAGGGAUGUUUUAAGUUUUCUGGACGUGAAAACUGCCAAUGAUCUGUAUAAAUGUUCAGCUAGUUGUCCGGUUCAGUUAAAUUGUAAAAACGAGGGAUAUGUUGGACCAAACUGCGCAUGCCUUUGUCCAAACGGGCUUUCCGGAAGAGACUGUUCGGAAGUUGCUCAAAGCAACACAAACUGUGGAGGCGAACUAACGGGAACGAGUGGCGUUUUCAUGUCUCCAAACUAUCCAGGGGAUUACACAUCCUAUGCCGAGUGUACUUGGGUCAUUAAAGGACCACCCGGAUCUAGAAUCACACUAACUAUGGAGGAUUUUAUGGUAGAAAGUGACGCCACGUGUUACUAUGAUUGGCUAGAAGUGUUCUUGGGUGGACCUCACAUAGGUGGCGCUAGAUUUUGCGGUGAAGAACAGGGAGACGAAAACAGACCCCCACGGACAUUAGAGUACCCUGGCAACACGCUGAUGGUCAAACUCCACUCCGACGACUCAAACGAAUUUACGGGAUUUAAGGCGAGAUACACCAUUCAAACAUGAAGAUAUGGACAUCAAAUAAGUUUAAGAAAUGGACUUAAAGAGAAUGGUCACACGCACUUUUUCAUGCGAAUUUAUAGACAUGCACUGAGAUUAGAAAUUUUGAAUUUGUUUGUUUUUCAAAAGCGAAGUGAAAGAUUUUAUUCUUUAAUUUUUUUCAUAAUAUUUGUAAUUAAUUCGUGCAU